CCGCAAACGACAGCCAAUGACGUGUCUAGAAUGUAAAUUUCAAAUAACCCGCCAUCUUGUAAGUUGUUGAAGUGGAAAAGUUGCAGUUUAGUUUUUGGGACGGUGAAUUAGUAGUAGGAAUGGAGCCGCCGGUGUCAAGAUUUGCCAGUCGGUUUCGCAAGGAUGCCAGCGUGGAGCUGCUGCGGGUGAAGAUGGCCCGCAGACGCUCACAGUCUCAGAAAGAGAACAGGGAGCUUGCAAUCGCAAAGAGCAGGGGGCUGGCGCUGCAGGACCCCAACAUCUCCACUGUGAGGGAGAGUGAACUGUCUGUCCUGGAGGCUGAGGAGGCUUUCCAGGAGACGCGCUCCGUGCUGCGCAAACCUGCAGCCCUAGCAGGUGUCAGCAAAGCUGUGGUGGAGCGCAAACAGAUGCUGGAGCGCUACAAAGAGGCCAAGGUGCUGCAGAAGAUGAAGGAGCAGAGGGAGAAGGCCAAGAAGGGAGUCUUCAAGGUGGGGGUGUUCAAACCGGACCCCCAGUUCUUCCUGCCGUCUGUGCUAGGCCAACCCAACACCCGUGCACAGCACAAAGUCAAGGAUCCUCCAGCUCCAGUGUGCGCAAAUAGAGUAAACACACGAUCAAUGGCAAAGAAGCCAGACCCUCCAAAAAAGGGUGUUGUCAGCCAGCCAUUGGAAGCUCCAGUAAGGAAGGCCACAGUGCUAACACGAGGCCAGAAACAAGCGGCAGCAGCAGCGCCCCCUGCUUCCACAACACACAGAGCAGUGCCUCAGCCAGCCCUGACCAGAGCUCCCGUCACUAGAGCCUCCAAACCCAGUGCCGCUCCUGUGACCGUGAAGACCAGGACCUCGCACCGAGCUGCCACAGCUAAAGGGCAGACUAAAGAGACAGAGCUGAAAAAGAAACCAGUGAAGGAUCCACAAGUUCCAGAAGAGAGUCGCACGGUUCCUGUGCCAAAGCUGAAGAGUGACGCAGUGGAGAUGGGAGAACAUGUCCUCAAGACCUGCCGUCAGACUUCAGAAAGAGAAACGCCAGCCAGUGUGCCUGCAGAGCAGAGCUCCGCGCCAGUGGAGAGCCAGCAGCCCCCCUCCUUCGCUCCCGACAACUACGUGUUCCAGCCGCCAGCAUGGAUCACUGCACACUGUCUCACUCCCAUGAGCCCCUGCAGUGCCAGUGCCUUCCUGGUGCCCACCUUCCGCUGGAGCCCAGUGCAGAGGAGCAAGAGUGGCAGCUGCCAACCUACUGCAGUCACUGACUUCAGGAAUGAAGUGCUCAGGCCUGACUGCAAGGCACAUGAGCCUUCCAACUCCACAGCUCCCCCUGAGGAGACCCCUGACAGCGAGAGGCUUGAUGUUGCCCCACAGUCUCCAGAUAACUAUCUGCAUUCUUCUAAGAGUGAGAAUCUAGCUCCCAGUCCCACAGCAGAGUCUGGGAAUAGUAUUCCAGACAUGUUUUCUCCCAGAAAAGAUGACCAGGAGAUGGUAGAUUGUCCCCUGAAAGAAUAUCAAGAUAUGCAGACUUCUUCAAGAAAGGAGGAUCCGGCAUUUGGGAGUUCGCCCAGGAAAGAUGACCAGGAGAUGACGUCUUCUCCCGUGAAGAAUGAACAAGCAGUUCUGGGCUCUGCAAGGAAGUUGGGAGAUGCUCCCCUGAAAGUUGACCAAGAGGUGGCAGGUUCUCCCAGGAAAUGUGAUCAAGACAUGGAGGUGUCUUCUCCGAUCAAAGCUGACUACCAGAAGAUGUCUUCUCCAAGGAAAGAUGACCAAGAAAUGGCAGGUGACAAUUCCGUUGUGUUUUGUCCCCAUAAUAAAGAUGACCAUACAUUGGAAGAGACUUCCAGCAAGGUUGACCAAGCCCUAAGCUGUCCCAAUAAAGAUGACCAAACACAAGCCGUUUCUCCCAGUAGAGAGAGCCAAGCAGGGUUUGCUUCUUCCAGUCAACAGGAUCAGUCUGUUCCAGCCCCAGGAGGAGAGCGUGAGGCCCGGAACGCUGCUUCCUGGGGAACGCAGGGACAACCUGCUGAGCCGCCACACGAUGUGCCCUAUUUCAGAGGUGCUAUAGAGAAGGAGACGGAGAGACUGACUUUCCUGUCUGAACAGUGGCAGUCCAGGACUGAGGAGGCAGGGAUCCCUGAGGAGAUUCAAGACCUGAUGAGGACCACAGUGGGGCAGGCACGGCUGCUGAUGGCUGAACGGUUCAAGCAGUUUGCUGGGCUGGUUGAUGACUGCGAGUUCAAGAGGGGAGAGAAGGAGACGACGUGCACUGAUCUGGAGGGAUUCUGGGAUAUGGUCUACUUCCAAGUGGAAGAUGUCAAUAAGAAGUUUACCAACCUGACUGAACUGCAAGAGAGCGGAUGGCAGCAGAUCAGCCACUUCCAGCCCAGAGCUAAGAAGGCUGUCAAGAAGGCAGCGCCCCCCUCGAAAGCUGGGAAGGCAGAGGGGCCGAGUGUCACGGCUGCAAGGAGCAGAUUGGCCGCAGUGAAGGCAGCGAUGAAGGCUCGGAAACAAGAGGCGGAGCUCCAGAGAAAGGUGGCAGAGGAGGAGCCCAAGCAGACCAUGCCUGUUGUUGUGUUUGAUGCCGGGUUCUUUAAAGUGGAGAGCCCUGCCAAACUGCAGCCAGGUAAGAGGAUCUCAAGAUGCAGUACAGCCCAUAGCUGUGCCACUCCUCUGCGCGCUGUUUCUGCUGAGGGGCCCGACUCCUCCAGGACCACUGGCUCUCCCUUACACAAUGUGCUCCAGACCCCUGAGAGACCCUGCUCUCCCCCAGCCCUUAAUCCCCCCUGCUCUCCUGACCACACACAAGAGAUGAACCACAGUGCUCACACCAGAGUUGCUGCACAAGAUGUGUUAUCCAGGACACCCAAUACAGAAAAUCAGGAGUUCCAGGUGUUUGACUUUGAGAAGUACCUGCAGCCCAUGGCGAGGUUAUCGGAGUCCCCUGCUACCUGCCUCGCCCCCUGGGACAGCGUGGCCCCCCUGCAGAGCCUGGGGGACGCCAUGGAUAUGUCUUCUCCAGGACUUCAACUGCAGGACGUGGAGAUGGACAGCCCUGUGCCCCCCACGCAGCUAGAGGAGCCGGGACACACCCGCACAGUUCAUACACCCUGCAAUGAUGUCAUUAAGAACUUGGAGACUGUUGCCCCCAUUUCUUCUCCCCAAGUUGCUGCGUUUCUACCCUUCACACCAAUGAUCAUAAACCCUGCCCGCCAGUCACUCGCACUGCAGGACCUCAUGAUGUUUACCCCUCCCAGCAGCUAGGUGGAGAGACUCGAGGGAUGGGAGGGGCGUGUAAAAUAUGUUGUAAACCAGUUUUAAAAAAAAAAAAAAAAAAAAAAAAAUGUAAAGCAAUUUUGUAUUGCAUGUUAAACCAAAAGAAAAAUCUGUUUUUAGUUUUUUUUUUUAGUUUUUUUUUUAUUGUCACAUGCCCAUUUCAGAUGUUGAAAGUAAUUGAGUAAUAAAAUGGCAUUUAUACCUGA
Molecule: messenger RNA, 3466 nt
Organism: Acipenser ruthenus (sterlet)
Lineage: Eukaryota; Metazoa; Chordata; Actinopteri; Acipenseriformes; Acipenseridae
Product: disks large-associated protein 5-like
Exons: 18
Coding region: 120-3248 (1042 amino acids)
Biological process (GO): chromosome segregation; centrosome localization; mitotic spindle organization
Cellular component (GO): cytoplasm; nucleus; spindle pole centrosome
Molecular function (GO): microtubule binding
Source: RefSeq, a predicted model, not a curated record